Magallana angulata is the source of this 3598-nucleotide messenger RNA. RefSeq names its product NT-3 growth factor receptor-like. Gene Ontology annotation, biological process: cell surface receptor protein tyrosine kinase signaling pathway; multicellular organism development; cellular response to nerve growth factor stimulus. The transcript is spliced from 13 exons. The coding region runs from base 270 to 2765 and encodes 831 amino acids. Gene Ontology annotation, cellular component: axon; signaling receptor complex; plasma membrane. Gene Ontology annotation, molecular function: transmembrane receptor protein tyrosine kinase activity; neurotrophin receptor activity; ATP binding. NCBI's taxonomy places the organism in Eukaryota, Metazoa, Mollusca, Bivalvia, Ostreida, Ostreidae. The record is from RefSeq and is a predicted model, not a curated record.
AAUGGGUUAAGUCCAUAUUCUGAUUUUCACAGAAACUGACAUGUCGUCAGAGUCCAAUCAUCGACAGAGGACUGAAACAAUGGAUGUGUUUUUAAAGAAGGAACAGCAACUUUAUCAUGGAGUACGCUAAACGUUGGAGGACUGCCAGUCUCUUUAAACCAAAUCAAUCAUAGUUAUUCAAAAACGCCAUCGUUCUACGCUCAAUUUUGAAUUCAACAGGUGUUUUACGGCCUAGAUUGUGCGUUGAUUAAAACGGAUAUAUAAGAAUUAUGAGUUUUGCGCAGAAUAUUGCAAUCCGCCUUGCCUUCGUGCUGUUAAUUAUAAUUACUAUGGUCAAAACUGCAAAAAUCAACAGAAACUGUACAGCAGAUUGCACGUGUGAAAUAAUUGAGGAGUCUUAUUUAAGGAAUAUCCUCGUAGUGGAUUGCGGGAAAAGGGACACCAUAUCAGAGAUUCCCAGACUUGACCCAGAUCUUAUGGCCAAUGUCACCGAACUGUCCAUCGAGAAACAAUCAAACUUUACUCAUCUAGACAACACGACCCUUCAGUACUAUACAAGUCUGGAAAGAUUACUUAUAGAAGACUCGGGACUGACGCGAAUCGAUCCCAACGCCAUCAAACCAAAUAAACAGCUCAAAACUCUGUUUCUGAGACGCAACAAGUUAUCUAAUGUCUCCUGGCGAAUCAUUGAAGGAUUGCCCAUCCUCAAACUGUAUUUAAACGACAAUCCAUUGCCGUGCAACUGUUCCUCUAGGUGGAUCCAGGAAAUUCAGAGGAACCAGAAUCACCUGUUAGGCUCAGCUGAAGACUUGAAGUGUCUGGAAAGCAACGGGGAACUACGCACUCUCAGGACCGCUAAUCUUAGGGGCUGUGUCUUGCCGUCAGUUGACAUUGAACCGAAAAAACCCAUCAUUAAUGAGAGUAGUCAAUUAGUCAUCACCUGUAAGGGGAGAGGCGAGCCUAUGCCCACGGUCUCAUGGGAUACACAGCAUCUGACGUCACCAUUCAACGUCACGUCACGUGACGGGGGUAGCACGGAAGAUUUGAUCAUCCUGAGCGCCAACGGCAGCGACUCCGGGUGGCUGACCUGCAGUGCGCGAAGUGUGGCCGGGAAAACCUCGAAUAGCAUGCUGUUGGGGGUGAAUUCUGCCCCUAAGAUUCUCGUUUUGAAACCUCCUCAGCUGAGGUUUCACUACUGCAUUCAGUUUGAGGUAGCCGGGUAUCCUAUCCCAAAGUUAUCGUGGUUACACAACGGACGGACACUGAUGAAAAAAUCUACAGUGUACACCUAUUACUCGGAACAGCCAAAUCUGAUAUAUAAAACAACGGGCUGUCUAAUAUUUGAGAUGAAAAACGCCAAAAACAAUGGUAUCUACACUUUAAUUGCCAAAAAUGACUUUGGAUUGGAUAAAAAGACGGUGAAAGCAGAUUUCAUGGUCGGUUCAGCUGCUGUAAGCGGGCCUGCACAGGGAUCGUUCCUAAAACCCAAACUCCCGGGGAGAAGGAAUAUGAAUCCAAUUCUACCUUUCCAGAAGAAUAUUAAGGAACAAGAACCCCCUGCCACUACUUCGGUAAAAAAAGAGGAAUCGUCGGCCGUGUACGUCGCCAUUGGAAUCUCAGUUUUUGUUUUCGUUGCCGUUUUAUUUGUGAUUGUUUCCUUAGUCGUUCGCCAUUAUCGUCAGAAAAUCACACGUCACACUCAUCACGUGACAUUUGCCUCCAAUAGUUCGCAGCGUCCUUUGCUCAACUCGGACAACCAUAUGCCACAAAAAACACAACCACACCAAAUGACCGUGAUGCCGCUUACGUCCUUGAAAAUAGUAGAAAAUCCGGCAUAUCAAACAAAGAAUCCUAGUUGUGGAAGUUUCUCAAUUUCAUACAUCAAACGAGAAUCAAUUGAGUUUUUGCGAGAGUUGGGAGAGGGCGCUUUCGGACGUGUGUUCCUUGGGGCCUGUAGAGACCUGACAUCACCUGGUGAGGUUACCAUGGUAGCCAUAAAGACUUUGAAGGAAGCGGCAAUGGACGACGCGAAAGUUAACUUUGACAGAGAGGCCGAGCUGUUGGCUACUCUGUUACACGACAACAUUGUCAUGUUCUAUGGCGUCUGUAUUGACAGCGAUACCUCUAUGAUGGUAUUUGAGUACAUGGAAAAUGGUGAUCUGAAUAAUUAUCUUAGAUGUCAUGGGCCCGACGCCAAAUUCCUCAGCAAAAGUGCAGUACUCGUGAAGCCGCUGUCCAAAAUCGAACUGCUUCACAUCUCUAAUCAGAUCGCAAACGGAAUGGAAUACCUGGCAUCCCAGCAUUUUGUACACAGAGACUUGGCGACCAGAAACUGUCUGGUCGGCGACAAAAUGAUAGUCAAAAUCGGUGACUUUGGCAUGUCACGUGACGUUUACAGUACAGACUACUACAGGGUUGGCGGAUCCACAAUGCUCCCUGUGAGGUGGAUGCCCCCCGAGUCCUUGUUAUACCGAACUUUCACCGUGGAGUCGGAUGUCUGGAGUUUUGGUGUGGUAUUAUGGGAAAUAUUUACAUACGGGAGACAACCUUGGUAUGAGUUGUCAAAUCAUGAGGUGAUACAUUAUGUUACAAAUGGAAGCACGCUACAGCCUCCCGGAACUGACGUAUGUCCAGAGGAAGUGGCGAAGUUAAUGGCCGCAUGUUGGAAACGGCAGCCUCACGACCGUUUAUCUAUAAAGGAACUCCACUACAAACUUGAUAGGAUAUGUAUGUCACAACCAACCUAUCUGGAUCUGAUUGCAUGAAACUGGCGUCAGCCUAUUCUAAGCUUUAGUCACUUUUCCCGUAUGUGGCAAAGAUGCAUCACUUCCGGUGUGUUCGAUCAGUUGUUCAUAGCUUCCGACUAUUAUAGGCUUACUAUCUGAUGAAAAAAUUCCUCGCCAAUUACAUGGUGGGAAAGGGUAAUCAAUAUGAUUUGAUCCAUAUUUCACAGGAAUAUAACGAAAGCUUUGCUCUGGGUGAAGGCAAAUUAAGAAAUGCAUGGUGAGCUUGAUGUGUAUAAGACGGAAUUUGGGAUCACCAGUAAAGGGUUGUUUUGAAAACGGGUCAUAUAAUUGUGUUAACACGGGAGACUUCUACACAUCAUGUAUUUUGUUAAACACAUUAUGUUUCCUGCUGCUGUUAUAUUUUAUAUUUUUAGAAAGGUUGUCAUUGCAAUAUACAUGCUAUUGUUUCGUAGUUCUUAGACUGAUUUAAGAACUGCGACUCCAUAGGUCAAACUGAUUAAUAUUUUAGAGCGGAAACUGCAGAAGAAGGAAAACAAAUCCAACAAAUGCUGUUUAACGGUUCGUGCUUAAGAAAUCUAAUUUAAUACAAAAUAUAAACAAUAAGUAUUCUCAAAUGUAAUUUUGAACAUAAUAAGGUAUCGACACCUAUAAAUGUACAUGUGGAUGAUUAUAUCUUUUUAUAGUAGAUGUAUGGAAGUUUCAUCAAACCAUUUAAUAGAAUGAUUUAUAUAUGUUUUUCACUCUUCAAUAGUUAAAAUACACAAAGAAGGUACUGAGCAAUGAAAUACCUGUUCAUGACAAUACUAUUUUUAUUACAAAACAACGAUAGAUCUGAAGCUAGACUUUGUUAA